AUGAAAGCGCGGACAAACGAAAGCAGCACCGGCGGCGCGUCCGUAGAAGAAGUGAUACUCGACGAGCUUCUGGCCCUGUCGCCGCCGCCGCCGCCUCCUGCGUUCAGUCCGCUCUCACAAGCGGCGGGGGGAUCCGUCUCGGGCAAUGUGGAUGGCAUCGGGCCAGCCUCCCGACGAAUAGGUCGCAACGAUGGAAAUCUUCUUGAGCUGAAGCGGGUCCGGUUCGAAGGCCUCGUCGAGGCGGGCCAUCUGGGGCAGGGAACCUUCGGCGAGGUCUUGGCUGGGAAGUACUUCGGCAGAGCCGUAGCGAUCAAGAAGGCGCGGGCUACUGUCACGGCGGUCCAGACACUCGAGGGGUUCAGGAAAGAGGCGGAGAUGCACUUCGUCAUGAGACACGACAACAUCGUGGAAUUGUUGGCGUUUAGCCUUGGCGACGCUCUGCGCCCCCCUUGCCUGGUAAUGGAACGAAUGCAAGAGUCACUUUUCGGACUGCUCAGCCAAACGCUCACCAUCGGCUUCCCGGCAGCUCUAGGCAUCGUCCUCGACGUGUGCAAGGCCUUGGAGUUUCUCCACGACUACGGCAUGGUGCACAGAAACGUGAAGAGCCCGAACGUACUGCUGGACUCCAACGGAAAAGCAAAACUCUCAGAUGUCAACCUCGCGCACAUCAGCGAGACGAUGAACGCAAACACCGGGGGUGGCUACCAUACCAAGGUGGGGUCGCGGUACUGGAUGGCACCGGAGGUUUACACACACAAGAUCGUCUCAGCCCCUUCGGACGUCUUCAGCCUGCACGUGGUCAUGUGGGAGGUUGUAACGAACAGCCACAACUGGGUCGGCCCCCCCAUCGGAGAGCUCCUGCUGCGCGCCCCGGACGCAAGGCUCUCCCUCGACGGGUCUUCCUCCGGCCCCGCCCCGCUCAUGCGGCGCCUGCAGCGCCUGCUCUACCGGUGCGGGUCCGCCCUCAGCCGGGAGCGGCCCACCAUGAAGGAGAUCACUCCCGAGAUAGCGGCCCUGUGCGGACACGCCUCCGCAACGGGGAGCGCCACCACUCGCGGGAAGAUUUGGACAGCGGCGGUAGAGGAGCAGCCUCGGCAGCAGGAGGUCCAGAGGCAGGCUGAAGCGGGCGCCGUUGCUGCCAUUCCAGGAGCUCUGGGAGCGGCGCCCGCUACAGCUGUGGCGGUUUCUUCGGCAGCCCGAAACGGGGCCUGGACAGAAAGGGGGUCAACCGGGAGUGGGAGCUGGCGUGAGAACGCGGAGGACACGCCGAAGGUGGCCCUGUUGUCGCCGUACUUGUUUCCCGUGCGGCGGCAGCAGGCCACGUUUCCGGCAGCGGCGGCGGCGACGUCGCGGGGGGGGGACGUCUCGCCGGUCGGAUAUCAGGCACACGGUAGAGAGCAGCUGGAAAGGGGAGGCGGGCACCAAUCGGUCUUGAGUGCGGCCGGCGUCGACGGCAGUGGCCGCGCCGCCGUUCCGGCGACAGAAGCAGGGGUUUCUCACACGGCAAUCGGUUGGGGGCACCACCCCGCCGCCGCCCCUGCCGGCCCCGCCGCCGCCGCCGCCGCCGCUGCCGUCACCUCCACCACUGCCAGGCAAGAAGGCCUCCCAGAUGGCGACAGCCGCAGAUGUACACCUGCAUCUUGCUCAAGCGGAGAAGGCGAUGACAGCGCCUCUGGCGGCAGCGCGGGAAGGCCGGGUUUCGUGCUGCGGCAAUGGUUGUCGAAGAAGCCGCCACCGGUGCACUUCCCUCCCGGAGGAGGUGUCAACUCCGCCUACAGUAUACUGGCCACCAGCGGGGGCGGUUUCCAACGCCGAUACGCGACCGGAGUGGAGGGCACCAACGGGAACGCAGCGACAACCAAGAAUGCUCUCGCUGGUGCUGCCGUUUUUUUCGGGGCCGCUCGGUACGUUUACGGCGAAGAGACGGACGGCAGCGAUUGCGACACGGACGCCGGAUCCGCUUUCGGUGAUGAUGGUAGUGAAGUGGAGGACCGCGGGGGGGCUGCUGCAGCCGCAGCCGUAGCGGGUCGGGGGGGAUCCGAGACAGCGCAGGGCGACGAUAUUGCGCAAUGGAAGAAUGUGCUGUUGUCCGACGCGGCUGCGGAGGACAUGUGGGGGAUACAGACCCAGCACAGCGGCAACGAGGGGGGUGGGAUGUGGGCACACAGGGAGGCAGACGCAGGGGUUCGGGGAGAACAACAGCAUGGACAGGGGGGGGAGCAGGGAUUAGAGGGGGGGUUAGAGGAGGGGGACGUAGAGGAGGAAACAGAAGAGGAGGGGGAGGAAGGGAAGAUUAUGGCCGGGCACAAAGUCAUGGCUCCACCACCCGUAGCAGAACCGAACCAGCGGGGCAAGCACGACCGGGCCAUUCUGAUGGAGCUGUUUGACCGGUGCCACGGCCCCACGUGGGUCGGCAGCGCCAACUGGGGCUCCGAGGAGCCGCUGUCGGCGUGGUACAACGUCGCCGUGGACAGGGGGGGGCACGUGCAGAGGCUAACUCUCCCCAGAAACAAGCUUUCCGGCGAAAUCCCGUCGGGACUGGGAAUGCUAGCCUUCCUCCGAGACCUUCGCCUUCACCGGAACUCCCUCAGGGGAAGCAUCCCUCCGUUCAUCGGAGGCUUGAGCUCGCUCACCUACCUGGACCUCCACGGCAACAACCUCCAAGGUCAAAUCCCGAAAGAAAUAGGAAACCUCCCGCUGCUGGAAAGCCUUCUCCUCGCCCAAAACAAGCUCUCGGGUGAGCCGAAUGUCUUCUUCCCAGGACUUGGGGCUAGUUUUCAAGCGAGGCGAAAGGCAACCCACAGGGGGUUGGCGAUGGUGUGCCCUGCAUACAUAAUGGGGGCCCUGGUGAUAUUUUCGAUUGGUGGACCUGGUGCCAAGGCGACAAGACAUAAUUACGUACGUAUCGAAUGCCCUAUCCCAGCGGAGAUGGGAAAUCUCAGCCGCAUUCGGUUCAUCUCCUUGCAGAAGAACCAGCUCACCGGGAAGAUACCUCGUCAGCUUGGAAAGCUCGCGGCACUACAGAGCCUUGAUCUCAGCUUCAACACCCUUGAAGGCUCCAUACCGACCGAGUUUGGAGACCUACGAGCGCUAACAGAGCUGACGGUUGGAGGGAAUCGGCUUACAGGUGCAAUCCCUCCCGAGCUUGGCAACCUCUCCAAGUUGGUGUUGCUGGAGCUAUACGACAACCAACUCUCCGGAAGCAUUCCUGCAGAACUGGGAAACCUGACACUUCUGGAGCACCUGGCUGUAGCCGGGAACGAUCUUCAAGGUCCUUCGUUAGAGUUUCGAACCGUUGCGUCCCCCGCAGCAACACACAACUCGUAGCAGACAGCAGUGUCGGUA
This is a messenger RNA of Ectocarpus siliculosus, 3345 nucleotides long. NCBI's taxonomy places the organism in Eukaryota, Phaeophyceae, Ectocarpales, Ectocarpaceae. The record is from the annotation of a GenBank genome assembly.